Fomitiporia mediterranea MF3/22 is the source of this 1251-nucleotide messenger RNA. RefSeq names its product UAA transporter. Bases 31 to 1251 code for a protein of 406 amino acids. NCBI's taxonomy places the organism in Eukaryota, Fungi, Basidiomycota, Agaricomycetes, Hymenochaetales, Hymenochaetaceae. Gene Ontology annotation, molecular function: UDP-glucose transmembrane transporter activity; UDP-galactose transmembrane transporter activity. The transcript has 6 exons. The record is from RefSeq and is a predicted model, not a curated record. Gene Ontology annotation, cellular component: endoplasmic reticulum membrane; Golgi membrane. Gene Ontology annotation, biological process: UDP-galactose transmembrane transport.
GUUCAUUCUUAGAUAGGUCGACUUAGAGGAAUGGCUCUGCUAAGACUGGGCAUAUGCGUCGUUGGCGUAUACUCAAUGUUUCUCUUAUGGGCCAUAGCCCAAGAACGACUAUCAGUUCCGUUCGCCAACGUAGACGGGACUAAAUCAGAGAAAUUCCGUUCCGCGCUAGUGAUGAGCAUCUGCCAAAGCGCGUUCAGCGUCGUCUCAUCUUUCAUUUACAUCCUCCUGCGACGAAAACCUGGAGAAUCCUUAAGCGUUGCGAUUGGUCUCGAACCAACGCUCGUCAAAUCCAAGUCCGUAGCACCUUACAAGUCCUCAAAGUCCCGACCAAACGGAAACGGAUCCGCGAAUGGGACUAGCAACGGAAACGCACAUCCCUCCACCAAUCCUUCACCCGUCUCAACAUCUAUUAUCCGCCGAGCUCUCCUAGUCCGAUACCUCCAGUGCGCACUCCUCAUAACCGCCGCCGGACCCUUCGGCUUCGCCGCCCUCGCACACAUCUCCUACCCCGCAAUGGUCCUCGGCAAAUCCUGCAAACUCGUCCCCGUCAUGCUAAUGAACGUCCUCCUCUACCGCCGUCGUUUCGCUCCUCAUAAAUACCUCGUCGUCGCACUCGUCACUCUCGGUAUCACCAUGUUCAUGUAUUUCGGCGGUGAUCACUCAUCCAAGAAGCAUUCUGGUAAUGAAUUGGUGGAGAAAGGCUCAAGUCUAAUAGGCCUAACCUACCUCCUUAUCAACCUCGCCAUCGAUGGGGCUACCAACUCCACCCAAGACGAGAUCUUCGACAAAUACACCGUCACAGGCCAACAAAUGAUGUUCUGGAUCAACAUCAUGUCUUUCCUCGUCACAACCAUCCUCGCACUCCUUCCAUUACCUUACAUACCCGUCUUACACCCCUCCGCAGGAUGGAGCUCCGAACUCUCAAACGUCCUCCAGUUCAUGCGCGAACACCCAGGUGUCGCUUGGCCACUUUUGCAAUUCGCGUUUACUGGAUCACUGGGUCAACUUUUCAUAUUUGAGACGUUGCAGCAUUUUGGAAGCUUGACUCUUGUGACAAUAACCCUAACCCGAAAACUCUUCACGAUGAUCCUCUCCGUCAUAAUCUACAACCACAAACUCACACGCGGACAAUGGUCCGGCGCAGCAGUCGUCUUCGCCGGUAUCUCAGUCGAAGCAUGGAUCAAACGUCGAGAUGUACAUGCAAAGCGAGUGAUGCAGGAAAAGGAAAAAGCAGAGCUCAAGACUCUAUGA